Molecule: messenger RNA, 1899 nt
Organism: Menidia menidia (Atlantic silverside)
Lineage: Eukaryota; Metazoa; Chordata; Actinopteri; Atheriniformes; Atherinopsidae
Source: the annotation of a GenBank genome assembly
UUUUGCGCAGGGAUUUCAAACAAGAGGCAGCAACUGGCGGAUUUUCACUUGAGGAGGAUUUAAUUUUGGGUCAGCCGGAAAGUAGCUUCGCGGCUGAAAGGAGGGAAUUUUUUUUUAAAACAAUAUUUUCCUAGACCUACGAUUUCAGGAAUAUAAGAUAUCUGCACUGCAAAGUGUAUAUGUUUUACUGUAAAAUAUUUAGCAUGAAAUGCCCUCAAUACGAAGCAACAAGGGAUAACACGAUGGAAAGAAGCUCCUCUGCAGCAGAGUCCAAAAUACUUCGACUAAAAACUUCCCCAGCGAAGGAGCCCACCCCCAUCAAACCUGAGUGUCCCUCUGCAGGAUCGACCAGACUCUUAUUCCCUGCCAAGAACAGCACCAGUGCAGUUCACAACAAGGAAAACAGUGCAAGCAGGGACCAAGAAGGGACCCUGGAUGAAUUCCUUGAGGACAGUGGCUAUUUAUCUUUGCACAAUAGUCAGAUUGAUUAUCACCACGGGGAUGAAGCAGAUGAACAUCUUUUGGGAAAAGCGGUGCCCUCUUCUGCUGCCACGCAUCUAAAUCCAGAUUCAUCUCCCUCAAAAUGUCAAGGAACAAUUACACGCAGUCAGCCAGUGUCUCUGGCCAUCUCUACUCCCGUGAGUCGUCCUAAGACGAGGACGGCUCUAUCAUCCACCCCCUCCAACCAGCACAGUGACCCCAACCUUCCUAUUUUGAAGUUCCAGCAGGCUGUGUGUGAGGAGCUAGCGAAGGACUACAAGAAGAAUAAAAGGUAUGACUGGAGCAUCGUCUCAAAGGUAGCAGAGGAUCAUCUUUUGGAUCGUGUAAUUGGCGGACAGAUGGGCCUGGAGUACCUUGAUAUGUUUACAUCUCUGCUGUCCAGGAAUAUGAGAAGCAUCCUAACAAAUAUCCUGCUGCUGCUGGGGGACAUGGACCUCAUUAGUUGUAAGAAAGUGAGCAGGACGUGGAAGAAGAUCAUCUGUGAGGAUACCAGAGCUCAGAGAAGGUGUCAACAAGCUGAGCAGGCACUCAGGGAGUCGAGGAACUCUCUGAGGCAGAGGGCGAGCGGUCUGACCAGAGAUGUGGCCGUUUCCAGGGUGGUGUUGUCCUGCAUGCAGACUCUGGCCUCUUCCAGCACUUUGUCCUCCUCGUCUGCACAAAGCAGAGGGCUCAGCAAACGUCCCGCUGCCGUUCACAAAGGCAGCACGCCGAACUCUCAGUGUACACGCUUCAGUGAAUACAUACAGGCCGCCAGCAGUCUGAAGCAGCAUGAGUCUCUGCGCCCCUGCAAGCGCUGCGGCUCCCCGGCCACUCAUUUAGCCGAGCUCCAGAGGGCCAGAUGCACCCGCUCCAGCUGCCUGUUCGACUUCUGCACCCGCUGUCAAGAGCCUUUCCACUCCUCAACCCCCUGUAGAACAGUUCAGCCCAGGAACCAGUUCUCCGCCUCAAAGACCACCCCCAUCAUCCCGGGGAGCGCCCGCAGCAAAAGGAGCAUCAGGCGCUUGUGACGGCGGCUCACCCGGACCCUUUUCACAGACUAACAGGGUGGGAGCUCAGCCUGAAACCUUUUAGAGGUGCAAUAUUAUCUGAUGUUUAGUGAAAAAGAGGAAAAAGAACUUUGCGACAAACAAAACUCUGACUCAAACGAGAGAAGCACUUCAGGCGCUGCUGGGACGACCAACCAGAAAGCGUCUUCCAACCAAAUAUUCCUUAUUCCAAAAAAGAUAAAAGAAAUGGAGACUGAUCCACUUUAAACUGUACAGUUUUAUCAUGUUUUUAAAAUGAAAUUGAUUUGUAUAGAAAGCUUUUUUAAGUCGUUUAUUCGGGGUUAGUUUGUUUUUUUUAAAUAAAUGUUGUUCUCAGGUCUGAUUCAGAUUUACUUCAUUUAUACAUGUUUCU